This is a messenger RNA of Didymella exigua CBS 183.55, 2862 nucleotides long. RefSeq names its product Pkinase-domain-containing protein. NCBI's taxonomy places the organism in Eukaryota, Fungi, Ascomycota, Dothideomycetes, Pleosporales, Didymellaceae. Bases 484 to 2637 code for a protein of 717 amino acids. Gene Ontology annotation, molecular function: protein serine/threonine kinase activity; ATP binding. The transcript has a single exon. Gene Ontology annotation, biological process: protein phosphorylation; intracellular monoatomic cation homeostasis; intracellular signal transduction. The record is from RefSeq and is a predicted model, not a curated record.
CCGCAUUUCAACUCUUCAUUUGCACGUUUUGUUGAACAUCUUUGGUAGCGUCAGACAGGAUCCGGGUAAGAAGACCCUUCUUGCACUUUUCGCCAUCAGCGCCAGGUUUUCCGAAAUCCUUCGACCCACACUCGAAGCGAACAAGCGAUCUUAUACUAGCAGGGCCCCUCCAUUGUUUAGUUUACUCUCGACCCCAGACCACACCUUACUUCCAGCGACAAACGACUUCUGAACCCUUACCUUCACUUGGACUGCUCCAAUUACACCUACUCCGUUUGGAUGGCGCAUUCAAGGCUGGACACUUCUUCGACCCUCUCACGCUCGACUCUCUUCCGCUCUCUCGAAUUAACAUACCACCGACCAAGCCCGCUCCAACGAGCCUAACAUUACAACCAAUCACCAAGUCAGCGUUCGACGUCAACUUCAGCUUUACUCUACAUGAUCUCGUCAACACACACGUAGACGAAAGUAUUCGCUCCCAACAUGUCGGCGCCUAACGCAGACCUAUCGAUCAGGACAGACACGUUCCAGAACGAGCCUUUCGUGUCUGAACAUUUGCAGCGUCGGAACUCGCGAAUGGUAGAGUAUCAUCAUGCUAUCGAAGAGGAGGAUGAGAGCAUACGCACAGCAAGCGAGUGUGCUGAGCCCUUAACACCGAUCAGCCAUACCAGCGAAGGUAUUUCCUUCUCGCAUCCAUUUCGCACAGAAGAACAUGGAGAUGAGCUUCACACAACACCAAAAACUGCUGCUGGACUCAUGCCCAUUGGUCUGACGCCGCGAGCUACGCAUCCUGAAACCAAUCCAGGAAUGCGGCCCACGUCAGCGCAUGCAGAUGCAAAAGCCACGGCGCAAUACGAGGAUCAACUACAGACUGAGAAGCGGGGGUUCAGACAGCAUAUCGGAUCCUUCGUGCGAAGCAAAUUGCAUCGACGAAAUACACCCAAGGAGGAUGCCAAGGAACCUAGCCAGGACGCGCAAGGCGCUCGUCAGAGCGCAGAAUCAAAGGUCAAGACUAGCCCCGAAAUCCCUGCAACUCCGAACGACAACACCAUCGAUAACAAUCACUCGGCGAGCAACAUGAUUCAGGGCGGUAGAAGAAUUAGCUCUUUCUCACUGUCUAGCAGCCCUCAAAGGACUUCAAGAGCAGCCACUCCUUCACCGCCAGCGGACUCACCAACACAGACUAUAUCCAAUGAAGAUCAAGAGAGGAAGACACGGCUUGAAAAGAAGCCUAUGUCUUCUACCGCUUUGUCGAGCAUGAACCCCGCAAGACCGGGUAUCACUUGGGCUGAUAAAGGACCUGGCAACAAGCGACAUACGUGGUCACGGAGGCGGUCGGCGAGUACUGAUCACAUGCCACAGCUCGGGAAGGAUGACGAGAAGCCUACAGCGGGCAUGCUGAACACCUUUUCCAGACCACCUGAGAAAGGCGUUGGUAUGAAAGCUCGGCGACUCAGUCUGAACUUGCCAAGCGACUACAUCAUCGACCAGUGUGAAUUAGACAAAGAGUUCAAAGGCUCAAGUCUCAUGCCUGGCAAGCGAGGAAAGAUCCUGGGCAAGGGUGCUACAGCUGAAGUUCGUAUUAUGGCUCGUAGAGGUGUAUCUAGAGAUGAGCAACUGGUCGCUGUCAAGAUCUUUCGUGAACGCAACCCGGAAGAGACCGAAGAAGAUUACAUCAUGAAGAUUAAGUCUGAGUACAGUAUCGCUCGGAGCCUGCAUCAUCCGAACAUCGUUGAGACUCUCCGUCUAUGUACAAAUCGCGGUCGCUGGAAUCACGUUAUGGAGUUUUGCACUCACGGCGAAAUUUACUCCCUGGUCGAACGCAAGUUGUUCGCCAGUGGCGUCGAGGGGUUCUACAGUCGCGAGGACCGCUUGUGCUUCUUCAAGCAACUACUUCGAGGAGUCGACUACCUACACAGUCACGGAAUUGCCCACCGAGACAUCAAGCUGGAAAAUCUUCUAGUGGACAAGAACGGCCGUCUCAAGAUCUCAGACUUUGGUGUUGCAGAGGUGUUCAGCGGCGAGCAUCCAGGCCUUCGCGCAUCUGGAGGGCAGUGUGGCAAGAACAUGGGGGGCGUUCGCCUAUCAGCUAUUGGAAUCUGUGGUAGUCUGCCAUACAUUGCACCCGAAGUACUUGCGAAAAAGGGACCUUACGAUCCUCGUCCACUCGAUGUGUGGUCUUGUGCCAUCGUCUAUAUCACGAUGACCUUUGGCGGGUGUCCAUGGCAGGCUGCUAAAUCCGAGUUCGAAUACUACGCCAGGUUCAAGAGGGGUUGGCAGGACUGGCUGAAGUACCACCCUGACGGCGAUCUCUUCGAGGGUCCUAGAGGAUAUCCGGAGUGUGGCAAGCUCUUCAACAUGAUCGAGGGACCGGCGAUCAGACAUCUCAUCCUCAGGAUGUUACAUCCUAUACCUGAAAAGCGAAUAACGAUCCGGGACGUCUUGAACACCAGUCUCAUCCGAAACGUUGACUGUUGCGCAUCAGAGAGCUUCGAAGAUCCUAGGUGUUGUUCCAAUAGCAUCAGGCCCAACUCAGCACAAGGAAGGCUUUCGCCAAAGAAACCCCAGCAUCACCACAUACCGCCCAAACCUGAGCACAAGUCUCGCGUACACAUCUUCGAGGUGGGCGAAGCUUAGAUUGCGUAAUUUAUUGCAAUUCGUCAUUGCAUUAACGGGCGUUUACAUCAGCGUAGCAUAGCGCGGCCAAAAAGUGCCCAUUUGUGUAUUCUUGCCUGUCCCAAAACCAGAUAGACAUCAGUGUAUGCAUCUUAGAAUCCCGUUUUGAACGAGCAUCUCUCCAUCUGAGCAGGCGCUUGACAGAUCUGAUACCACACCAAAUUGCAUCUCAUCAAAGAAUGUGUC